This is a messenger RNA of Leptopilina heterotoma, 4797 nucleotides long. RefSeq names its product cilia- and flagella-associated protein 43. Bases 1 to 4797 code for a protein of 1598 amino acids. NCBI's taxonomy places the organism in Eukaryota, Metazoa, Arthropoda, Insecta, Hymenoptera, Figitidae. The record is from RefSeq and is a predicted model, not a curated record. The transcript is spliced from 5 exons. Gene Ontology annotation, biological process: cilium assembly. Gene Ontology annotation, cellular component: axoneme. Gene Ontology annotation, molecular function: protein binding.
AUGACCGCAAAGGGAAACUGGAAACCAAACUGGAUCCGAGGAGGAAAAGUGAAAGAUGUUAUAUGGAUUGGAAAAGACGUAAUGGCAUGGUGUUCAGGAUUAUUUAUUGUCUUUUACAAUAUUAAAAAAAGUCAACAAUUUCUACGUUGGUGCUCGAAAUCGUCAACAGGCGAAAGGCCUUGUUCACUAUCAAGUCAUCCAACUCUAAGUAUUUUUGCUUAUGCAGAAAAAAUAAUUAAUCCUCGAUUAUUCGUCUACUCAUAUCCGUCGAUGAUAAAAAUAUCAGAAUGCAAUCUUGGAAGAAAUUUAGGUUAUCUGGCAACAACUUUUACAGACGACUUUCUAGUGUCAUUAGGUACUUAUCCCAACUUUACGCUCAUCAUUUGGUCCUGGAGAACGGGCGAACAGUUGAAAUCAAUCAACACCUGGAUUCAAGAUGCCGAAACUCAGACACUACGAACUAAUUAUCAUAAACCGAUUCUAAUUGCCCAAGUUGGUCUAAAAUUGGGAAAAUUAUGCAUCUGGGAUUUUGCAAUCGCGGGACAGAUGAUAAGUAUAAAAGACUAUGAAGUUGUUCUACCUAAAAGGGCAUUAAUAUGUGACGUAAAUUGGUGUCCAAAUUCUGGUGAUGCACUACUGGGAAUUACUGAUCGUGAUGGACAUAUUUAUCUGUCCAAUCGGGAUGGUACAGUUAUUGAAAGAAUUGUCCAAUCGCAACAUUGUGGAGUUUGUCCGACAAUUGAACCAGCGGCAGUUUGUUGGUUUAACGAUGGAAUUGUUCUAAGAACGACUUUCUGUCAAAUUCGAUUUUACAAGAAGGAUGAUUCUGGUUGGCAUAAGCAGUGGUACGUGAAAACUGCAACUAGACCAUGUGUUUUGAUGUCGUCUCCAUUUCAGAAAAAUAAAUUAUUCUUUUAUACGAUAGAAGGUCAUGUAAUGGAAUUGACUUGUGUUGAAGGUCAAAAUGAUCCUGUGAUAGAAACCCGUAUUUUUUAUGGAGGAUUCGUAAAAUUUGUUGACUUUGUUUAUCCCUUUGGACAUCAUUUGGUGGUUGUUGAUAAUUUUCUGUCACUUGCUGUUAUUGAAGCUCUAGGAGGAACGGAAGUUAGUAGAUUCGAUUUGAAUUUGGAAGAAAUUACUUGCUUUGUUUCGCAUCCGGAUUAUCCGAUGGUGGUGGUAGCCUCAACAAAUGGGGAAGUGGUUUUGGUCAGUAUGCUCGAUCCCUUGAAACCAAGAAUAUUUGCUCACUUUCAUUUGCAGAGGGAGAGAUUGGAUUUGUUGAAAUUUUCUCAAUCUGGCAGAAAGGAAACAUUUUCCGUCAUUGGAGAACUAUCAGUGAAAACAGUAAUUUCUGAUUUGUUCGCAUUUGAGACUACAAAUUCGUUGAGAGUAUUUCUACUACAACAAACAGAAGAAACAUCUGCUAGCAAACAAUUACUCGUCUAUGAGAUUUACCAAAAUGAACCUGAAUUUAGAAACACUUUUAGAGUCAUAAAUUUUAGAGACUGUUUUUUUAAUUUGGAGUACGUUCCUGGAGAUCCAUUUCUACUGAUUGGUACACCUUGUCAAACAAGGCAGCUUCAAGUUUUGAAACUGAAAAAUUGGCAAGAUUUAAGCGUAGAGAGGGCAAUAAUUUCCGGUCAUCAAAUGAAAGAAACCGUUAUAUUUUGCGAUCGAAAUUGGAUCACCAGUAGUGGAAUUGAUGGACUUGUGAUCGUGAGAGAUAAAAUGAUUCAAAGCACAAAAAUAGUACUGAUGACUCAUCAUAGAACGGAUCGUGGCGUUGUGAAGUCAAUGGUUAAAGCUUCUGGCGAUUUGAUGAUUGCCCUAGGAGCUGAUGGUUCACUUGUAUCAUUUAGAUAUUCGGAAAUACUUGAAACUAAUUCGAAGGAUAGGGAACAAUUGCAGGAAGUACGUUUCAGUGAGCAAGAAAAUCAGAAAAUAUUUCCAGAUUACGAUUCCCUUGAUCCAGUCAUACACGAUAUGCUCUCACGUCCUCUUCAGGAAUUUGCACCUCCAGAAGAGCGACAGAACAUGACAUGGAAGGAAUGGAUUGAAAAGAAAAUAAUUCACGAAGAGGAACUGCAGUGUGUAACUGAACGUGAGAAAAUUAUGUCUGAAUUCAAAAAUCUAAAAUUUAAGAUUGUGGAAUUAAUAAAUAGAAAUGAAGUCUGUCCUGAUAUGGAAAAGCUACCAAUAUCAGCAUUUGAUCUCGAUAAAGUGACUCGAGAGCAGAAGACAAAGGCCGCAAAAGAUGAGAGAGAAGACACGCGUUUAGAGCUGGAGCACAAUUGUACAAAAAUGGAUCAGUUGUCCGAUUGGUUAAAGACUAAAUACUGGGAUUCGCAGAUCAAUUUAGCGAAAUCUAUAUUUUCCAUUUUUGGUACGACGGAGGUGGAGAAUUACAUGAACGACUCGUUUAAACCUUACAGUAACGAGCAGCAAAGAUGGGCUGUAUUUAAUAACGAUAUAAUUAAUCAGCUAAGAAAAAAAGAUUCAUUUGCUCCUUGGCGUUUGUACACAACUAGGGAACUCAGUGUAGAGCUUGAAAAAGUAGGAAGAUUGCCGAGAGACGAUGAGAAGGAACGAAUGGAUGCUCUUCUAGAAGCCCACGAAGAUGAUGCUCAAAGUGCAUAUAACAGAGAAUUGGAGAAUCAAUUGGAAAGCGAAGGAUUAACGACUUAUCGUUUCGUGGAGCCAUGUAAUCAAAUAUCACAAUUUGCCUACUAUAGUUACUCACAGUUUCGUUUGGAGAGUAUCUUUCAGGAAAUAGACGCGAUGAAACUUCGUGAUUAUUGGAAUCGUCAAUUCGAUGAGAUGUUUGAUAUAAAGGAACGUGAGAUGUCAUUUAUUCGAGAGAGAAUUGAGAAAAUUGAGUAUAUUGAUCACGAACUUAGACUGAUGUUUGAUCAAACAGUGCCCGAAAUGCCGGAUUAUCCAAAAUGGCAACUAAAGGAAAUACCUGAGAAUAUUAUCACCGUUUACGAUCAGGAGGUGUCAGUAAAACCUUAUAUUUCGCCAUCUGAACAGGAAAUUUUGGACCUGAAAAAUGCAAAGGCGGAACGUAUCAGACAGCUUCUAUUGGCUGAUGAUUUUCGUGAGAAGGCACUGAUGAGAAUGAUGGAUGGCGUUUUGGAAGUACGUUGGGAAGAUACUAUCAAAAAAGAUAUUCCAAAGCCGGUGUGUUUGCUCAAACCUACUGAUCAGCGUACCAAGGAGGAUAUUCUCGUCAUUAAGCAAUAUGAACAAGAUGUGGAAAAUUUGCAUCAAGAACGAGAAAAGUAUCGAAGAAUUUUAGAAACGGAUUUUUGUAAAGUUCACCAAAUUCUUUGUGAAGGAAUUGAGAAAUUUAAUUCACGUCUAGAGGAAGCUUUUCAGUUAAGGAUGAAAGUUGAAUCAGCGAUAAAACAACAAAACUUAAAGAACGUCCGGUAUUGCCUUCGACAUCUUCAUAGACUCGACUUUACUAAAAAGGAAGAUGCAAUUAGGGAAGAAAUCGAGGAAGUUCGUAAACUAUUGCUUGAGUUAAAUAAUAAUAUCAGUAAAAUUCAAACCGAAAUCCAGGAUCUUCAGAUGCCUCACGAUAAUUAUUGUCUUCGUGAGAGAACGUUGGAGAAAAAAUUCAAAUCCGAAUUCCCUGGAUUGAAAAAAGGGGUCCUUGAAAAACUUUACAACCACUAUAAACGGAGACCACGAAUUACUUUGAAAACUUUGACCCCAAAUGAUUUUGUAGAUCUGGGAAAUGCUGUUGUCAUGCUGACAAAACCGGUACAAUUACCCGCUGUCUGUUCGGAUUAUCUAAAGGCUUUGGAUCAUCUAGAUCUAAAACCAGGAAGUUUACCACCUUCCGUAACUGCUAAUCAUUGGGAAGGUUUCCUUCACCUUCGGAGACUUAAGAUUGACAUCGAGAUGAAGAUCAAGGCGCAAGAAUUGGAAAUCAGUGAUGCAAAUCACACACUUUUGGAUUUUAACAAAAAGGCAUCAAAUUAUAGGCUAAAAAUUGAAACACUAAAAAGUAAAUUAAACGCCUCGAAGCAGGAGCGAAUAGAUUACGAAAGUAAUAUAGAAAUUCAAUUGGUCUUGAAAAUGGGUCAAGUGGAAAUUGAACCACAAUUAUCGAGUCAAGAUGCAAAGAGCAGUGUUUUGAUUCCAAGAACAGAGAUUUUGGGGGUGAAUGAAAAGCUUUUGGAAAUUGGUUCAAAAAAGAUGAGUGUUAUUAAACGAGCACUAAAUUUCAAAAAGGGAAUUGUACUCAAAGAAUGGGAGCACAAAUGUCUACAAAUGAAAAUUGAUGACCUAAUGGAGGAACUUUACUCCAUUGAACGGAUUCAAGUCACCAAACAAAUUCAAUUAUUUCUCAAACGUAAGGCAAGGGGUUUUCCUGACGACAAGACCCCACAGAAUUUAGAGAGGCAAUUGGAAGCCACAAAGCGAGCCUCUGAAAAGCUGUUGAGGGACUGGAUGGUGAAAUUGGAUGACGUCGAGAAACGGAUACAGCAGGUGCAAAUGAAGAAUGAGACCCUUGAUAAUAUGAUUACAAAGAUGAAUGUGGUUAAGUAUGAGAUGGAAAUGAAACGCGAUCUUGUUGGAGAAGCAAAGCAGCGAGACAUGCUCGAUAAAAAGAUGACGAUGUUCAUGAAAAGAUCAAAUCUCGUUAGAAAACUUCAAGAAGGUUAUGUUGAAUUUCUCUCCCUCCAGAAGGAUCACGAGUCACAGAGGAUGAAAAUAUUUCCCGAAUUGUCUGUUUCUAAAGCUGUUUAUUAUAAUGAUGAAUCUGAUAAGGAAAAGCGUGUCUAA